Drosophila navojoa is the source of this 2626-nucleotide messenger RNA. RefSeq lists its product as uncharacterized. Gene Ontology annotation, cellular component: cytoplasm. Gene Ontology annotation, molecular function: kinase binding; molecular adaptor activity; ubiquitin binding. Lineage: Eukaryota; Metazoa; Arthropoda; Insecta; Diptera; Drosophilidae. The record is from RefSeq and is a predicted model, not a curated record. Gene Ontology annotation, biological process: negative regulation of organ growth; cell migration; regulation of DNA-templated transcription.
GUCAGUAGACGUUGAAAGCUGGCCAAGCGCGGUUCGUUCGUUGGAAAAGCGGCAAGGACGAAAAAUCCUGUCACUAACGGCACGCCGUGUCUGUCUCUGUGUGUGUGUGUGUGUGCGUGCGUGUUUUGGUUUUUUUUUUUACCCGGCUGCGCCUUGUAAACAAAAAUAACUGUGCUUGUUGUGUCUGUGUGCGAGCGACGGAGCGUGCUAGUGUGCGACGUUUCGGUGGUGGUUAACAACCCCCAGCAACGAUAAGAACAACAACGACAGCACGAACGGCUACAACAACUACAAAGCUCGUAGUGGCAAGGGCAAAUCCAGCAAAGUUUUCGGGGUUGCAGACAGUUGGCAAACAAGCUGCGAAUAUCCGUUUAAAUAGCCAUAAAUAUUCAACAAAAAUAGAAUCGAAAAAAGCAUAAAAUUCAAAAAUGAGCGAUGCAGGCGGUACGAAUGGCUAUCAAAAGAUGCCGCCCGGUUGGGACUGCAAAUAUGAUCAAACGACGGGCAACUGCUAUUACAUAAACUAUCUGACCAAGGCUAUGCAGCUGGAGGAUCCACGCGCUGGACGCAGCAGCUACAAACAGUUGCAAAAUGAACGCUGCUCCACAGAGUCCAUAGCGCUGCAGCCCCUGGCGCCGCACUCCCAUCACAGCUCACCCUUCCAUGUGGUGCAUCCCAGCAACAAUCUAACCGCCGUGCGUGCCUUCCAGGAGCGCGCCUUACACAAUCUGUCGUCGAGUCCGUUGCUCUCCGCCUCCUCGCGUGGACAACUGGAGCUCUCUUCGCCCCUGCCUGUGCAGCGUGCCCGCUUGCCCUCCAACAUGUCGCGUCGUUCCACCAUUCAGGAGACCUCGUUCAGCGACACGCAGGCCGUGGUCACCAAGAUACAGAAUAUGUUUCCCACAGCCGAUGAGAAUCACAUACGGCUAUUGCUGAAACGCUAUUAUAAUCGCGAGGCUGUCGUCAUCAGCGCUUUGCAGGUGGAAAAGCAUCCCGUUACCAUGCCUGGUCCAUUUGUCACGCCUCCCGCCCAGCGUCACUUGUUCCACAGCAAUUCCGCUUUCUAUAUGACACCACCGGCGCGCCGCCUGGACAUGGGCGCUAGUCGGGCAACAGUUACAUCACGCACGGCCAGUCCCCUGCCCGGCGGCCGCUUCGGUAGUCUCAUGAGCAUGCAAAGCGGACACCAGCCCACAGGAGCAGCGGGACCGGCUGGAGUUGGAGCCGGAGCCGGAGUCGGAGUGGGGGCUGUGGGCCUGCAUGGCUCGCCGCAAUGGCGCAGCUCACCGAAGCCCCACUCCUCGCCCAAAAUGAAAUUGAGAUACAUGAAGAACAUAUUCCCCAAGGCGGAUGAGAUGUUGCUGCUGGACAUCCUGGCCAAUGCGGACAACAAUGUGCAGUUCGCCUCGGAGAAGCUGAUCUCGCUGGGCUAUGUCAAGCGGGACAUGCAGCAGCCACACAGACCCAACAAUCGACCGCCGCAGCUGGAGUCGGAGCAGCAAGCGGGCCAGGAGCAGGCGGUGCAGUAUAUACCGUUGCGGCCCAAGGAGUACACAGCCGAGCAGAAGGCAGAGAUGGAGUCACAGCUCAAGCUGAAGUAUCCACACAUAGCUGAGCGCAUCAUUUUGAUGGCCCUGGAGUCGGUGAACUAUGCUGAGGAUCGGGCCACGCAAAUCCUGCAAAUCGUGCAGGAUGAGGAUGAGCAACGCAACCAGAAGCAAACGCUGAGCAAAUCUCAGCCUGCUGCAAGUGAAAUGAAGCUGAAGGUGGAUCAAGUGGAUGCCACACAGAGCAGCAAGCCACAUAAGCAACAUCGCCAUUUGCCAUCCAUCAAUGUCAUCACACCCUCCACGGCCACCACACAGAUCAUCCUGAGCCAUGAGCAAACGCCGGAGCAGGUGCCAAACGAAGCUGCCUUCCAGUCGGAGCCGGAGCCGGAGCCUGCCAGCCAGCUGAAGCAGCCCCAGACUAUGUCUGCUUCCAGCAUUUCCAGUGCAUCCACGCACUCAUAUGCCUCGCCUCCACACUCGCCCACGCGUCCCAACUAUGAACGUUUGACCACCAAGAGCAUGCUGGCGCGUUCCAGUUGCUACAACAACAACAACAUUAGUAGUGGCAACAACACCAACAACAACAACAGCAUCAGCAGCUAUGCCUCGUAUAGCACAUCGAUGGGAUCUUCCUCUGUUUCGGCCAGCUCCAUAGUGAAGGCAUUCGAAAGUCGCGCGCGCACCAAAACCGAUUCACUGAAACAACGACAGCAUUCCUCCCAGCUGGACAAUGGACAACAUUUGGAAUCGGGUGAAUUUCAAUCGCUAAUCGAACGAAUGGCAACGCUGGGAGCCAAUCCACAGCUAGCCAAGGGAGCCGAUGAGAAUCUCUUGCUCGCCGACUACGUCACUUGGAAUGGACCAAACACUACGCUCUGUCAGAAGCAAACACCACAGGGGCCAGAUGCUGGCCUUAUAGGCGGAGAACGUGGCUACAAGGCAGUUGGUCGAAACGCGGAGCUCUGCAAGGGCCCCAAUAAGGAGCUGAGCAAAGGGAGCAUCUAUGCGCGCAGCAAAGGCGCCAACAUCAAAUGCAACUAGAAUUCGCCUGGCAGAGAUUCUUCACGUGCCAAAAA